AUGACAGCCGGGACCGUGGUCAUCACAGGUGGAAUAUUAGCGACUGUCAUUUUGCUCUGUAUCAUCGCUGUCCUCUGCUACUGUAGGCUCCAGUAUUACUGCUGCAAGAAGGAUGAGUCCGAGGAGGACGAGGAGGAGCCCGACUUCGCCGUGCACUCCCGCAUCCCGCCGCUCCACUGCAACCGCAACGUGGUGCUGACCAACGGGCCCUCCCUCUACUCCUCCUCCUCCUCCCCCUUCGGCAAAAAACCCGCACCCGGCCGGCCCAGCUGCCCCAGCUGCACCCCCUACGAGCCCCCCACCUUCUUCCUGCAGGAGCCCCCCGAGGACCUGCACAACGGGGGGGACCGGGUGAGCUACAAGGCGCUGAGCCAGGAUCUGGAGGAUCUGGACCUCCCGGUGAGCGUGGGCAACCUCAACCCCAUGAACCCCAUGAACCCCAUGAACCCCAUGGCCCUCAACCCCAACCGCCUCUCGGCCAUGCGGGAAGCCUUCUCCCGCAGCCGCAGCAUCAGCACCGACGUCUGA
This is a messenger RNA of Calypte anna (Anna's hummingbird), 528 nucleotides long. RefSeq names its product family with sequence similarity 163 member B (gene FAM163B). The transcript has 2 exons. The record is from RefSeq and is a predicted model, not a curated record. Bases 1 to 528 code for a protein of 175 amino acids. NCBI's taxonomy places the organism in Eukaryota, Metazoa, Chordata, Aves, Apodiformes, Trochilidae.